AUGAACUGCACUCCCAAUGCCAGCGUCGUUCCACAGCUGGGACUUGAAGAGGAUGCCAGGUCCCAGGAGAGUGGCGGCGGCGGCGGUGGUGGUGGUGGUGGUAGUGGUGGAGGCAGUGGGGGCUUUUGGGUGACCUCCGUGCUUGGUGCCACCCUCAUGAUCAUGUGCGCCAUGGGUUUAGCAGGCAACAUUUACACCCUCAUCAUCACUCGCUCAGCUGCUCUGCGUCGGACCGGUUCCAUGUACGUCUACAUCAUCAACCUAGCUCUGGCCGACCUGCUCUACCUCUCCACCAUCCCCUUUGUGGUCUGCACCUACUUCGCCCACGACUGGCUGUUCGGCGAGGCCGGCUGCCGCAUCCUGCUGAGUCUGGACCUCCUCACCAUGCACGCCAGCGUCUUCAUUCUGGUCGCCAUGAGCCUGGAGCGCUACCGUGCUGUGGCUAAGCCCUUCAGCGCGCACAGGUCCUCGUCUCGCAAUCGAAAGCUAGUCGCAGGGGUUAUCUGGGGGUUAGCUUUCGUGCUAACGCUUCCAAUGAUGGUUAUGAUACGUCUCAGGGAAGGCAAGCCGAAUGCGUCAGGUUUGGUGAAGAGGAUCUGCUUCCCUACCUGGACUCCUGAACCCUUCAAGGCGUAUAUCACCGUCCUGUUCCUGACCAGUGUUUUAGUCCCUGGAUUGGUGAUCGUUGGGCUGUAUGUGGGGCUAGCUAGGCGCUACUGGACCGCGCAAGCUAGCUUAGGAGGCAGCAGCCGCUGUGCUCGGAGGAGAGGACUCAAACAAAGAGUGGUGUCGAUGAUCUUUAGCAUCGUCGUUGCUUACUGGGCUUGUUUCUUACCUUUCUGGGGAUGGCAACUCGCCAAACUGUUCUCUCCAGAGUCCCUUAGGUCGCUGUCUCAAGCAGCUCAUAAUUACGUCAAUUUCUUCGUCACAUGUCUGACCUAUGGGAACAGCUGUAUCAAUCCGUUUCUUUACACCCUACUUACCAGGAACUACAAAGAUUACUUGGCCCAGAAAGGUCAGUCUGUGGCUUCAAGCAGGGCUGACCCUGGGUCAGCUGUGACUACACCACUGCACGACCUUUAG
Notolabrus celidotus (New Zealand spotty) is the source of this 1083-nucleotide messenger RNA. RefSeq names its product urotensin-2 receptor. Gene Ontology annotation, cellular component: membrane. The record is from RefSeq and is a predicted model, not a curated record. Gene Ontology annotation, biological process: blood vessel diameter maintenance; regulation of blood pressure; neuropeptide signaling pathway. The coding region runs from base 1 to 1083 and encodes 360 amino acids. NCBI's taxonomy places the organism in Eukaryota, Metazoa, Chordata, Actinopteri, Labriformes, Labridae. The transcript has a single exon. Gene Ontology annotation, molecular function: urotensin II receptor activity.